Molecule: messenger RNA, 4498 nt
Organism: Cannabis sativa
Lineage: Eukaryota; Viridiplantae; Streptophyta; Magnoliopsida; Rosales; Cannabaceae
Exons: 3
Coding region: 2961-3863 (300 amino acids)
Biological process (GO): proteolysis
Molecular function (GO): cysteine-type peptidase activity
Source: RefSeq, a predicted model, not a curated record
CGAAUAUAAUUUUUUUUUUAUAACCCACUCUCUCCUCAAACUGUUCAUCUUCUCCAUUUUCAGUUGUUCAUUACAGUUUCGAGUAGUGGGUGGUUUCAUCCAUUUGAAAAAAUUUCAAAUCUCAUCCCACUUUCUCAAACUUCCCUCUCAUUUCCCCCCCAUUUUUCUUAUUUUUGUCUAUAAAUACCUUCAUCAUAGCUUCUAAUGACUGUUACUCGUUCAUUUCCUUCUCCAGCUAAAGCUACAAAACCCACAAAACAAUCCCAGAAAACCAGACCCAAAUCAAAAAUGGGUAAAAAAAUAUUAAAGACAACCCUCCUAGCCCCACUUCCCCUUCUGCUAAAAGAAAAACUCAUGGUGGACCUUCGAAGAACACUCAAGGGAAAAGACCUCGAACUGUGGUUGAAAACUCAGACUCAAAUUUUGAGUUGGAAUCUGAAUUUGUGAUGUCGCCUGUCUCUGUGAAGGUAUUUUAUUAUUUAUCUUUUAUUGUUUUUGAUUUUUUUUUGUUAAAUUCGAUUUUUCAAGUUCAUAUAACUGGGUAUCUGUUUGUUUUUAUCUCUGUAUUUGUAUAUGUUUUCCAUAUCUUGUUUAAUUUAUUUAUGUUUUUUUUUGUUGAUUUUUGUUUGUUGCUUUGUUGGUGUUGUUUCGUUUUAUUUUAGGGCAAGGGUAAAUCCCCUGUCAAUGUGUUGCCAUCCACAGGUGUGGCUGAGGAAAUUUCUGCUAACAGGAUUGUUGAGGUGUGUGAUGUUAUGCAUUCUGUUCUCUGGUUUUUUUUCAUUGUUUUUGUUUUUAUUGUUAUUUCAUAGUGUUUUAUGUGUGUUUUAGCAGUGUUUUUAUUGUUCUGUUUUUAGGAUUGGGAAUGCAAGUACACCCGAUCUCAAUUCUACCAUUCUAGAGUAGUAACAUCUGGUUAUUACUCUGUAAUUGGAGACAUUAAAAGAAUUCUUACUGAAAGCCAAUUGGAAAUUUUUUCAAAAACUGUGUUUGGUUAUUUUCUUCGGAUUCCAGAGUACAUAAUCCAUUACUAACUGCUUCAUUGUUUGUUGUUGAGGGAGGUUCAGCAGCCUAAUGGGUUGGAGUUUUGGGUUUGUGUCCAAGGGAAAUAUCUUAGGUUUAGUAUCGAAGAGUUUUCGUUGGUUACCGGGUUAGAUUGGCAGGUUGAUUCUGAUUUUUAUCAGUUUAAGCAAGAUGAUAAUGAAUUGGUCAAACAUUGUUUUAAGGGGUACAAAAAAAUUACCAAGGGUGCUAUUCAGACUUCUUUUAUUGCUGACAAUCUGAAGGAUAGCGACGAUCUUGCAGUCAAGUUGGCUGUCUUGUAUUUUGCGCAGUGUUAUUUGUUGGGUGGUCCCCCGGGUAAAGUUGUUUCGUCAGAGGAAAUAGAUGUUGUCGAUAGUGGUCGAUAUAAUGAAUUUGGUUGGGGCAAGCACUGUUUUGAUAUCACUAUGCAUUCUUUGAAGGGUAAGAUUGAUUCUGGUCUUAAGAGGGUAGUUCGUAGUGACGAGGAUGGUGGGUAUUACAGGUUACUGGGUUUUCCCUUGGCUAUUCAAUUCUGGUUUUUCGAGUGUUGCCCGUACGUUAUUGGGAAACUUUCGUUCUACUCAAAUGUUGGCAUUCCAAGGAUUUUUAAUUGGCCUAAACUACCCAAGGACAAGGAGGGUCAGGUGAAAAUGGAUGUCGUGAACACCCUCAUUUUCAAUCGGUCUUUGAAAGAGGUAAUUCUGUUGUUUUUUACACUUUUUUCACUGUUGCUUUAAUGUUGUUUUUGUAUACAUUUGUUAUACUUGAUGUUUCAAUUGUUGUUGUUAUUUUAUAUUCUCAGUUUCGUGUGCAUAUUUUUUUUGGUUGUUGUUGUUGCAGUUAAAAUUACGAAACAUCACUCCAACUUCUGUUGAGAGAGUGAGUUUGAGCCUUAAUGAUUUUCUCUGGUGAGACUACUCCCGAUGCUGUCAAAUUCAAAAUUAAAGGUGGUUCCAAGUCUGUUGGUCAGCCUGGCUUGAUGGGUGCUUCUUCAUCAUCUGCUCAUGAGAAUGUCUCCCGAGUUGAGUUUGAGGAAUUAAAAAAGAGUCUAUCUGUUGUUGUCAGCCAGCAAGGGAUUCUUAUGAAAUCUGUUGCUGAAAUGAACAAGAAGUUGGACAUUCUUAUUGAGGUGUUUUUUUUAUUGUCAUUAUUUGUUUUUUUUUUGUUAUUUUUUUAGUAUUGUUGCUAUGUUGUCUUAUACAGUUAAUUAAUUUUUUAAGUUUUUUUUUCACAGUCAUCCCAAGGUGGUCAUACUCACAAUGGAUAUCAGUCUGAAGAUGCUCUUCGUUCUUCAGAAAAUGAGGAUGAUGAAGAUUCUACUUCAGAGGAAGAUGAGGAUGAUAAAAACGAGGAUGACAAAGGAGAUGAACAUCAUGAGGAUGAUAUUGAUGAUGAUGAUGAUGAUCUUGAUGGAGCUGGAAUUGGUGCUGGUCAGGAUGAGGCUCACACGGGGGAUGUUCGUAAUGAUGAGGGUGUUGUUGUCCCCGAGGAUGUUUCGAGGGAUGAUGAUACCGGCAAGGUGGAUGAUGCCAAGAAGUCUGACCCUGUGGAACCUGUUUCAGAGAUCAAACAGGUGUAUAUCCUGUUUGCCCAUCAUUUUCUGUGCUCUUUUUUGUGGAUUUUGUGUUUUGAGUUUGUUUUAAUAGUUUUUUAAUGUUAUUUUUGUUGUCAGUCUGAACUGUCUCAAGGUGUGGAGGAGAACAUUAAUGUUGAUGCAACAAUUGCAUCUACUGUUAAAGCUGUGGAGAAUUUUGUUUGUGUUUCUUUUCUUUUUUCUUUAUAAUUUGUGUUUAUAUGAUAUUCUAUUGUUGUUUUACUAGUGUUUUGAUUGUACUUUUUUUUUAAAAAAAAUAAUUCUUUUUUUUUUCCUUUUUUUUUAGAUUGGUUCCUCAACUCAUGUCCCUGCUACUGUUGAGACUUCUGAGAAGACUGAUCUUGAAAUGGUUGUUUUUCAAGAGACUCAUAUUUUACGUCCUCAAAAGAGGGAUCGGAGGAAUGGAGCUGUUUUGAAAUCUCCAUUCAUUGAGCUUGCUUCUGGUGCAUCUAAAUCAGGUUCAUCCUCAGUUUCUCCUGAUGAGUCUGUUUAUAAGGUGGUUAAAUAUGUGCGUGGUUUGUGCCCGUUGGACAACAAGAUUGGUGAACCUGUUGAUCCGCAAUUGGAAGCUGAGUUUGUCACUUGGGUUGAUACAGGUCUUAGAAAGCAUAAAUCUAACACAACAACUAAUGUGUAUUGUAAGGGUAAGGACACAAUAUUUCCGCCAUUUCGUUUUGGUGUUGAGGACAUUAGCAACAAGAUGUGGUUUCACAACCUUGCCUACCCUAAUUGUUUCCUUACCAAUUCUCACAUUGACAUUAUUUUCUACUAUCUUCGUAAGAAAAUAAUGUACUCAGCCGAGCCGAAAAUCAAAGUCACCACAACUGAUUGCCUUUUUUGUUCUAGCAUAACAAGCUUGUAUGAGAAGUUUGUUGAGAAAAACAACGAUAUAUCGGUGUUGUCUCUUUCUCACAAUGUGGCCCAGUACAUCCGUGGUGGUAAGAUAUUAUGUGCCACUCCUUGGCAUUUGGUUGAUCAUGUUGUUAUGCCUAUCAAUGUAAAAUUACAGGACCAUUGGAUUUGUGGUCGUCUAAACAUAGCUGAGCGGCGGAUAUAUUUGUACAAUUCAUUGCGUUCUGGAAGGUAUAUGACAGCUGCCAAAGAGGCUUGCAAGCCUUUUUCUGUUAUUUUACCAUAUUAUUUCUCUAUGUUAGACUUCAAAGGCCUUCGCAAUGAAGCUAAGUUUAGCACGAUGGAACCGUUCCCUAUUGUUGCCGUUGAUGGUUUACCCGAGCAGGUCACAGCGUAAGUUUUAUGUAUAGUGUUCAAUGUUUUUCACUGCUUGUUUGUAUUGUUAUGUUUUUCUUAUGUGACUUUGAUUUUUAUUAGUGUUCUCAUAGUGUUUGUGUUUGUUUUUCUUAUUGUUUUUUUCCAGUGAUUGUGGUGUUUUUGUAGCAUCAUUUGCUGAGUAUUUCAUUGAUGGCAAACCCAUCCCAUCCUCUGGUUUUGAUGUGGAAAUUCACCGCGAUCGUUUGGUUGUGUUGUUUUAUCAUUAUGGGAUGAAGAAGCAACUUGAGAACAUUGAAAGUGAAUCCGAGGCCCCUCCCAGCCUUCCCAAGAGGUGAUUUUUUUUUCAAUCAGACUGUCAUUGUUCUUAUAUUUUUUUAAUGUUGUUUUAAUGUUUUUUUAUGUUGUUUUCGAAAACAAAAAUUGGUGUUCAGUUAUGUUUUUUACGUUUUGUGUGGACAAUAUGUAAUCUUUAUUUCUGUAUGUUUUUUUUCCCUUUUUGUUAUGUACGAACAAGUUGUUAUGUUAAAUUUGUUAGUAUUUUCAUUUCACAUCACAUCUUUUUAUGUUUUUUUUUUCUUAUAGUUUUUCUGUUUUUUUGAAUUCAAAUAUUUAUUUCAUUAAUAAAAAAACAAACCGUUUCAGUAAUAAACUUCA